This is a messenger RNA of Ailuropoda melanoleuca (giant panda), 805 nucleotides long. RefSeq lists its product as uncharacterized. Bases 1 to 606 code for a protein of 201 amino acids. The record is from RefSeq and is a predicted model, not a curated record. The transcript is spliced from 6 exons. NCBI's taxonomy places the organism in Eukaryota, Metazoa, Chordata, Mammalia, Carnivora, Ursidae.
AUGCAGCAUGUUAUAUUGAAGCUUGAAGAGGAUCUUUGGCAUUGUAAUACCUUCUGUGUGAAAUUAAAGUUGCACAACCCAAAGAGGUAUAUAGGCAGCAACAGCAACAACAAAAAGGAGGAAGAGGUGCUGCAGCUGGUGGACGAGGUGGUACUAGGGGUCGUGGACGAGGUCAGGGCCAAAACUGGAACCAAGGAUUUAAUAACUAUUAUGAUCAAGGAUAUGGAAAUUACAAUAGUGCCUAUGGUGGUGAUCAAAACUAUAGUGGCUAUGGCGGCUAUGAUUAUACUGGGUAUAACUAUGGGAACUAUGGAUAUGGACAGGGAUAUGCAGACUACAGUGGCCAACAGAGCACUUAUGGCAAGGCAUCUCGAGGGGGUGGCAAUCACCAAAACAAUUACCAGCCAUACUAAAGGAGGACGUUGGAGAAAACAGCGGGAACUUCAUUGCAGGCCGUGUGUCACCCUGACCACGUCUAUCUCUGGGGGUCGCACGUUGCGGGCAGAGCGCAAGGCAUACACCAGAAAACGCUGUCCUGUGGAGGAGAGUGCUAAAGUUAACCCAUCUUGCAGGACGACAUUGAAGAUCGGUCUUCUGUUGAUCUAAGAUGAUUAUUUUGUAAAAGACUUUCUAGUGUACAAGACACAACUGUGUCCAACUGUAUAUAGCCGCCAGUUAGUUUUCUUUGUUUUUACUUUGUCUUUUGCUAUCUGUGUUAUGACUCGAUGUGGAUUUGUGUUUAUACAAAUUUUAUUUGUAUGAUUUCAUGUUAAACCUCAAAUAAAUGCUUCCUUAUGUGAUUGUU